AUGUUUGCGAUUAGAUGGGGAUUCGCCCAUAUCGAUGAGAAAGUCUUCAGAAAAACGUACAGAGCGUUUGCUCGGUCCCACCUGGAGUAUGCCGUCCAGGCCUGGCGUCCGUGGUUUAAGAAGUAUUAUCUGCACCUGGAACGAGUGCAGGCGGGGGCUACGCAGAUGAUCAAGAAUCCUGGUCCCCUGCCUUACCAAGUCAGACUGGCUGAACUAGAUUUGUUUGCUCUCGAUGACAGGCAAUUACAUGGUGACCCCAUUCGAACCUACCGGAUUGUCAGAGACCGUGAGUGUGUCCUAAAAUUUGACGGUUUCUUCGAAUUGGCUCGAGCGGAUCAGCUUUUGGGUCGUCCCUUUAAAUUGCUACGUUGUGUUAGUAGCGGCAGUUUGCAACUGGCUCACACAUAUCGCUGA
This is a messenger RNA of Dibothriocephalus latus, 414 nucleotides long. NCBI's taxonomy places the organism in Eukaryota, Metazoa, Platyhelminthes, Cestoda, Diphyllobothriidea, Diphyllobothriidae. The record is from the annotation of a GenBank genome assembly.